This is a messenger RNA of Penicillium malachiteum, 327 nucleotides long. RefSeq lists its product as uncharacterized. NCBI's taxonomy places the organism in Eukaryota, Fungi, Ascomycota, Eurotiomycetes, Eurotiales, Aspergillaceae. Bases 1 to 327 code for a protein of 108 amino acids. The record is from RefSeq and is a predicted model, not a curated record. The transcript is spliced from 2 exons.
AUGAGAACAUUCUGGUUUGACGCUUCUGAAGAAGAAGGACCAGAGCUUUGUGUGCAUCAAGGCAACCAUCUGAUUUAUACCAAGUGGAUGGCCAUGAAGAAGCCUUGCAACCUCAAGAGCUUCCUCACGAUCAGAAUCCUUGAACGUUCUGUCGCGCAAGAGAUGGGCAAUGAAGCCAAGCCCAUUGUCUGGGGGAACUCAGUAACCUCAAUUGAAUCAUGGCCCCAAUUGAAGAAAUGCUUCCGAGAUGUAAUUAUUGCAGAGCCUUUCUUUGCCGAAACCGGCCAAUACUUGCUGAUGAGCGCACUAUCCUCCGCAUUGUCGUAA